AUGUCGGGGCGCGGAGUGUGGCUGCGGGCGCGGGCGCAGCUGCGGCGCUUCCCGGCGGCGCUGGCGGCCUGCGGGGACCAGGCCGCGGCCUACGGGCGGUGCGUGGCGGCGGCGGCGGCGGGGCCGGCGGAGCUGCGGCGGGACGCGUGCCUGGCGGAGUUCCAGGCGCUGCGGGACUGCUUCGCCCGGGCGGCAAAGGCGACGCCGAAGUGACCCCGGGGCCCCCCUCGCCUGGAGAUGCUCGUGGGAGGAAAACCCUCAAACCACCGAUUUGUCCUCAAAUGAUGGAACCCGGUCCCGGAGCUGCCCACCCGCUGCCCGGCCCGGAGGAGGUGCAGCCCCGUGAAGGUCACAGAUCUAUUUUUAUUUAUUAAAGUAAGAAUUCAGA
Messenger RNA from Lonchura striata (white-rumped munia), 388 nucleotides. It is a transcript of the gene NDUFAF8, whose product is annotated as NADH:ubiquinone oxidoreductase complex assembly factor 8. Gene Ontology annotation, cellular component: mitochondrion. Lineage: Eukaryota; Metazoa; Chordata; Aves; Passeriformes; Estrildidae. Gene Ontology annotation, biological process: mitochondrial respiratory chain complex I assembly. The record is from RefSeq and is a predicted model, not a curated record.